Lodderomyces orthopsilosis Co 90-125 is the source of this 1086-nucleotide messenger RNA. RefSeq names its product glutamine amidotransferase subunit (gene DUG3). The record is from RefSeq and is a predicted model, not a curated record. The transcript has a single exon. The coding region runs from base 1 to 1086 and encodes 361 amino acids. Lineage: Eukaryota; Fungi; Ascomycota; Pichiomycetes; Serinales; Debaryomycetaceae.
AUGUGCAGGUUUAUGAUAUUCAAAGGGAGAGAGCUGAUGGUCUUAUCCGAUCUACUAACUAAACCAGCCCACUCAAUAAUCAACCAAUCAUUCGAUUCCAGACUACGGUUAGACAUGCGCAACCCAAUCAAUGGUGAUGGAUUCGGGGUUGGAUACUAUACUGAACACAACGAACCAUGCAUCUUUAAAGCCAUAACACCAGCUUGGAAUAACGUCAACUUGAACAAUCUAUCUCAAUGUACUGAGUCAGAGUUGGUCUUUGCUCAUGUAAGAGCAUCAACACAAGGUGUGUUAUCGGAAACAAAUUGCCAUCCAUUUAGUUAUGGCAAAUUGAUGUUUAUGCAUAAUGGUGGUAUAUCAUGUUUUAAUUUGAUCAAGAAAAAGCUCAUAAACCAUUUAGAUGACAAGUACUUUCUUUAUAUACAGGGAUCAACCGAUUCAGAAUGUUGUUUUGCGUUGUUUCUUGACACUUUGAACAAAAUGGGUUACGAUCCACUGUCAAGAGAUACAAAGUUUUCUCAUACAAUUUUGAAAAAGGCUAUUUUGGAGACCAUAGAGUUGAUUAAAAACUGGCAGACUGAAGUGACAUCGGAACCUUCGUUGUUGAAUUUUGCUGCAACUGACGGAGAAUCGAUUGUUGUAAGUAGAUACAUUACAUCGAAGACAGAUGAAGCAGCAUCGCUCCAUUUCAGCACCGGCUCCAAGUUCUUCGAAUACCAGCCGGGACUUUUCAAAAUGGAGAGAUUAAAUCGAUCCCAGGAUGUCAUUUUUGUUUCCAGCGAGCCAUUGACCUUUGAAAGGGGUGACUGGUUGUGUGUACCAACAAACACGUUAAUCACAAUCACAAACAAAAACACAGUUCUUAUGCAUCCAAUAGAAGAUGAAUUUUACGAUGGUGGCGUUGGUGAGAGAUCGUCCGGAUUUGCCAUGAGUAAAGGCUUGAUGGGGGGAGUCCCACCAUCUGAAGAAGAUCACACCAAAAUAGAAAAUGGCAUUACAGUCAACGGCGAUGGGAAGACAAUAAUUCAGCAAGUACCGCCACUUGAAAGAGAAGGAAGGGCUAAUUUUAAAGCAACAGUCCAUUAA